AUGGCGUCGUCCAAUCAAGACACGAAUCAGUUCAAGGUCCUCAUCGCUGGUGGGAGUCUGGUGGGUCUUGGCCUAGCUGUAGCCUUUGAGCGUGCCGGAAUCGAAUAUGAGCUUUUUGAAAAGGGAGAAUUUGCAACGCAAUUAGGAGCUUCUAUCGGAAUCCAUCCGCAUACCAUCAGGAUUCUAGAGCAGCUGGGGGUAUGGAGUGAUAUUGAGAAACAGGUCGUACCGCUUCAGAGUCGAAACCAUUAUGACGGGGACGGUCAUUGCUUUGAGGAGUCAGAUGUCCUAGUCCACAUCAAUAAAAUUCUUCAACGUCCCAUCAUUUUCAUGGAGCGAUGCAAAGCUUUGGAAGCACUACACAGCCAUGUGCAAGACAAGUCUAAGCUACAUGCUCGAACUGCGGUCGUUGGAUAUGAAGAAACCGCACAGGGGGUUAUCGUCACCACCGAAGAUGGCGAGCAGUACCAUGGCCACAUCCUUAUAGGCGCGGACGGGAUCCACAGCAAAGUGAGGAAGCUGAUGGCCGAGAAAAUCAACGUGGUGGAUCAGUCUCUCGCUAUGGAAAUCAACGAGGCGUUUACAAGCGAGUACAACUGCAUCUUUGGUGUUUCUCGGAAUGAUCCCGAUAAUCAGUUUCUACCUGAUGCGAUGGUCCAUAAUGUGUAUUACGACAAUUACUCUGCAGUUGCAGCUGCUGGUGUGCAUGGGCUUGUGUUUUGGUUCCUUUUCGUCAAGGCUCCCAAACUCACGAGAACUCCCAACUGCCCACGAUUCACGGACGAGGACGCAGAGGCAACGAUCCAAAGGUAUGGAGGUGCCCUUGUAGGCCCUGGGUACACUGUGAAGGAUCUCUGGGAUGCUCGAGUCAAAGGCACAAUGGUACCCCUGGAAGAAGGUGUUAUCAAACAGUGGAGUCAUAACCGGGUGGUUUUAAUGGGUGACUCAGUUCAUAAACCUUCUUCAUCUCGGCAGUCUACAGUCAACCCGGGAUUAGGCGGUAACCUGGCCUAUGAAGGUAUCGCUCGUUUGACGAACGGUCUCGUGCCUUUGCUAAAAGAGAACCCCAUGCCAUCCCUUGAACAGUUGACUGGGGUUUUCAAUCAGUAUAUCAUUGGUCAGAAGCCUCGAGCAGAGGCAGUCGUUGACCUUUCCGGUCAGAUUACGCGAUACGAAGCCCAAGAUACCUGGGCUCUCAAAUUUGCAGCCCGUCACAUCGUUCCCUGGGUUAGUGACAGAGUCAAGGCCAAACUGUAUGCCAGUUUCUCAAGAGGGGGCCCUUAUUUGGAAUAUCUCCCACUACCUGCGGUAGAUGCUGAUCUGGCGAAGCCUGCUAUGAAGCCCAGUCGUGGCAUUUCCCCAAAGCUGAUUACAGUCAUGAUAAUGGGCAGCAGUGCUGCUCUUUUUUGGCAAGUGCAUAACAAGAACCGCUUCCUAUCGGUACUCUCUACAUUCAUGAGACAGUGGAAGUAG
Molecule: messenger RNA, 1473 nt
Organism: Penicillium expansum
Lineage: Eukaryota; Fungi; Ascomycota; Eurotiomycetes; Eurotiales; Aspergillaceae
Product: FAD-dependent oxidoreductase
Exons: 4
Coding region: 1-1473 (490 amino acids)
Molecular function (GO): FAD binding
Source: RefSeq, a predicted model, not a curated record